CGAUCUUAUUCUUUUUAUGGACUACUAUUUUGGGUCAUGACUUAGUUCUUUGGAAAUUUCAUACAAAUGGCGACAAAACGAUUGAACAAGGAACUUUUAGACAUCUCUAAAAACCCUCCUAGUCCACGUUGUUCAGCGGGCCCAUUAAACGAUGACAUGUUCACUUGGGAGGGCAGGAUAAUGGGACAAGUAAGUAUAUGCUUUGUUUUAAUGGGACAAGACGGAACUCCUUAUGCUGGAGGAUUAUUUUUCUUGCGGAUUACGAUUCCCAGUGAUUAUCCUUUAAAACCUCCAAAGGUAAAAUUUAUAACAAAGGUUUACCAUCUAAACAUAAAUGGACAAUCUGGUGAAAUAUGUACGGCCCUACUAAAGUCACAUUGGUCACCAGCUUUAAGCAUACAUAAAUUAUUGCUUAGUAUAUUAUCAUUAUUGGGUUGUCCAAAUCCUGAUGACCCACUUGAUACAGAUGCUGCAAAACUAUAUGAAUCAGAUAGAAAACAAUACGAUAAAACGGCGACCGAAUGGACACGAAAAUAUGCCAUGUAGCAUUGUCAACUGAAAUGUCAUACACGUGUUUAAUUCAAAUUAAAUAUGUAGUACAAAAAUUUGACAUAUAUGACUUUUCGUUUCAGGAUGAUUUACAUUAUAAAAGUGUCUGGAUUGAUGUAUAUUUUCGAAAGAUUUUAAUAAAUUUUAUAUUCUCU
Molecule: messenger RNA, 704 nt
Organism: Mytilus californianus (California mussel)
Lineage: Eukaryota; Metazoa; Mollusca; Bivalvia; Mytilida; Mytilidae
Product: ubiquitin-conjugating enzyme E2-17 kDa-like
Exons: 6
Coding region: 67-546 (159 amino acids)
Biological process (GO): protein polyubiquitination
Cellular component (GO): nucleus
Molecular function (GO): ubiquitin conjugating enzyme activity
Source: RefSeq, a predicted model, not a curated record